AUUGGGCAUGAGAGCAUAUAUAGCCCUUUCAAAUUUUCAACGACUUUUUUUAUGAUGUCGUAAAGAAUGAUAUGAGAAACCUGAGGAGAUACAGGGGACUCCAGGUUGAUUUUGGUCUCCAUUAUAGGUACUUUUCAGUUUUAGCCAAUGUCAGAGCUCAGAGCCCAAAUUCAGAACCAGAAGACCUUGUUCAUGAGGAUACAAGUGAUACUACCCCUGUUUCGGGUUUGCAUGAACUCUUGCAGUUAUUUGCAAGAACAAGGGCACCUAUUGAAGGGAAGGCUUGCCAUGCAAAAAUUAUUCAUGUUGGGUUGGAAGCAGACACAUUAACGUCGAACAUGCUCAUUAACAUGUAUUCUAAAUGUGGUUUAGUUGACUGCGCUCAUGCUGUGUUUGACGACAUGACCGAGAGAAGCUUGGUUUCGUGGAAUACGAUGAUUGGGUCACUUGCUCAGAAUGGUGAGGAGCAGGAAGCUCUUUAUCUUUUUGUUGAGAUGCAAAGGAAAGGAACCCCAUCUAGCGAAUUCACUCUUUCAAGUGUUCUUUGUGCUUGUGCUGCGAAAUGUGCUAUUUUUGAGUGUAAACAGUUGCAUGCAUUUGCUAUUAAGGCCGCAAUGGACUCCAAUGUGUUUGUGGGAACCGCUUUGCUUGAUGUUUACGCCAAGUGCAGUAUGAUAAAGGAUGCAAGCUGUGUUUUUGAGUGCAUGCCAGAGAGGAGUGAUGUUACGUGGAGUUCGAUGGUGGCUGGUUAUGUGCAAAAUGACCUUCAUGAGGACGCUUUGGUGUUGUUUCACAGAACUCAGAUGUCUGGGCUGGAGCACAACCAGUUUACGAUUUCGUCUACUAUUUGUGCUUGUGCAGGUUUGGCAACUCUGAUCGAAGGGAAACAGGUGCAUGGCGUGUUAUGUAAAGCUGGAUUUGGAUCUAAUAUAUAUGUUGCUUCCUCCCUUAUAGACAUGUAUGCCAAAUGUGGCUGCAUUAGAGAAGCUUACAUCGUGUUUCAAGGUGUGGAUGAGAGGAGCAUUGUUUUAUGGAAUGCGAUGAUAUCUGGGUUUGCUAGGCAUGCUCAUUCCAUGGAGGCAAUGAUUUUAUUUGAAAAAAUGCAGCAGAUGGAUAUUUCUCCAAAUGAAGUCACAUACAUUGCUGUAUUAAAUGCAUGCAGCCAUAUGGGUUUAGUUGAGAAAGGACAUAAAUAUUUCCAUCUUAUGAUGAGGGAGCACAAGGUGUCACCCAAUGUGUUUCAUUAUUCAUGCAUGGUUGAUAUUUUUGGUCGGGCAGGGCUGCUUCGUGAAGCUUAUAAUAUGAUAGAGAAGAUGCCGUUUGAUGUGACUGCUUCAAUGUGGGGUUCACUUUUAUCUUCUUGUAGGAUCCAUAGAAAUCUUGAAUUGGCUGAAGUUGCAGCUAAGCAUUUGUUUGAGAUGGAACCUAAUAAUGCAGGAAAUCAUGUUUUGCUUUCAAACAUAUAUGCAGUGAAUAAAAAGUGGGAAGGAGUCGCAUUAGCAAGGAAGCUUCUUAAGGAAAGUGACGUGAAGAAGGAGAGGGGUAAGAGUUGGAUUGAAAUCAAGGACAAAGUUCAUUCAUUUAUGGUUGGUGAGAGAAAUCAUCCUCAAAUUGCUGAGAUUUACUCAAAGUUGGAUGAUUUGAUUGCCAAGUUGGAGAAAAUGGACUACAAGGCUGAGACCGAGCAUGACCUUCAUUUUGUGGAAGAGAGCAGAAAGCAACAACUCUUGAGACACCACAGUGAGAAGCUUGCUCUUACUUUUGGGCUUAUGUGCUUACCUCAGAAUGUGCCUAUUAGGAUUAUGAAAAAUCUCAGAAUCUGUGGGGAUUGUCAUUCUUUUAUGAAGCUUACAUCAAAUAUUACAGAGAGGGAGAUCAUUGUUCGAGAUACAAACCGCUUUCACCAUUUUAAGGAUGGAUAUUGUUCUUGUGGAGAUUUUUGGUGAAAUGCUGGUAUUUCACUGUUUUUUCCAUGUGAUUUGUAGCGAGUGUGAGUGGUUUAUGCAUUUUGUCUGCUUUGGGAUGGGUCCAAGUGUUAGAAAGUGAAGGGUUUGAAUAUCAAGUUGAGUGACUAUCAACCCCAGUUUUCAUGAUGUCACGUAUAAUUCUUGGUAUAUUACACUGAUCCAUCAUCAAAAUCAGUUCCAACCGUGUAAGCAACGACCAGGUAGAGUACAUGAGAGAUUUUCUGAUAUUGAGGCCAAUGAAUAAUUUCCCUGGAUAAAACUGUUUGUAAGAAUUUGCUUCGGUAUGCAGCUCUUACGGAACCUAUCUGGUAAUUCUUUUCCAUUGCAAUACUUGGGUUAUCACCUAAACUCGGAGCCAGCAAAUACAAGUAUACAUAAAGGAGAGAGUGCAUGUAUUCUUCCAACCCAUGCUCCCUUGUGGUUGCAACUUGCGAUCCUGUGUAAAUCAAUAAACAGGACAUUUGUAAUUAUAUGGUAAGGAGACUCGGUGCUUUAGGUCACCCCUUACAUUGCUGUUCCAUGAGCUUGUAAAGCUCAAUAAAAGUGGACAAAGACCUAGGGCAAUGUUGGUUUCGUUUUGGUGCAAACCAUGGAAAAGGCUUUUUGUCUAGUUUGUUGGUAUAAAAUAUAUCUAUAUUCAAUCCAA
Juglans microcarpa x Juglans regia is the source of this 2613-nucleotide messenger RNA. RefSeq names its product pentatricopeptide repeat-containing protein At5g04780, mitochondrial. The transcript is spliced from 3 exons. Gene Ontology annotation, biological process: RNA modification. Lineage: Eukaryota; Viridiplantae; Streptophyta; Magnoliopsida; Fagales; Juglandaceae. The record is from RefSeq and is a predicted model, not a curated record. Gene Ontology annotation, molecular function: zinc ion binding; protein binding; RNA binding. The coding region runs from base 72 to 1946 and encodes 624 amino acids.